CGUAGGGGGCGCGUGUGCUCGUGCAGCCGCUAGGUCCGCGCCUCCCCGGGGCAGUUUGCGGACCGCCGCGCACGCCGCCGCCGCGUGCAUCUGGCCUGCCGCCGCUCUCCCGCUGAACGCCCCGCUCGGCCCCGCCAUGCCGGUGGACCUCAGCAAGUGGUCCGGGCCCUUGAGCCUGCAGGAAGUGGACGAGAAGCCGCAGCGUCCGCUGCAGGUCGCCUAUGGCGGCGCCGCGGUGGACGAGCUGGGCAAAGUGCUGACGCCCACCCAGGUUAAGGACAGACCCACCAACGUUUCAUGGGAUGGUCUAGAUCCAGGUAAACUCUACACCUUGGUUCUGACAGACCCAGAUGCUCCCAGCAGGAAGGACCCCAAAUACAGAGAAUGGCAUCAUUUUCUGGUGGUCAACAUGAAGGGCAAUGACAUCAGCAGUGGCACAGUCCUCUCCGACUACGUGGGCUCGGGGCCCCCCAAGGGCACAGGCCUCCACCGCUACGUCUGGCUGGUUUACGAGCAGAACAGGCCGCUGAAGUGUGAUGAGCCCAUUCUCAGCAACCGAUCUGGAGACCACCGUGGCAAAUUCAAGGUGGCAUCUUUCCGUAAAAAGUAUGAGCUUGGGCCCCCAGUGGCUGGUACGUGUUACCAGGCUGAAUGGGAUGACUAUGUGCCCAAACUCUACGAGCAGCUGUCUGGGAAGUAGGGGGGCGCUCGGAGGCGUCAUCUGCCCCGGAGCCCCAAGUAGUGUUCUCCAGUUCAGUGUUGCAUGUAGAUUUCUCCUCUUUCCCGCUCCCUCUGCUCAGGCAAGACUUGAGCAGUCAGAUAGUGGCUUAGGAUGACUUUUCCUUUGCUUGUCCUUUAUAAUGCCAGAUAGCCACGCACCCAGUUUAUGUUCGGAUCAAAUUUGAACUCUAUUUUGGGGAAUGUUCUGGUACCAUGAUGGGCUCAUCAAAUGGUUAGUAGAAGAAUAGCAACCUGGAAUUUAAAGAAGAAAAGAUUUAGGCAAAAUGACCAGGUCUACAGUAAUAGAGCAAAGCAUCAAAGAAUCUUUAAGGGAGAGAGAAGAAUCGGUUGCCCCUGCCUUUGUGAUCUCAGUCCAGAAUUGUAUGCAACAGCAUCUUCUGAGACGUGUCUUUACGGUUGUCACACCUAGUCAACCAGAGGCUGGCAUCAUGGCUAAACCUCAGUGUGACAUUUCAGAUGGCUUCAUUGGCAUCAGUGCCCUGCUUCAGCUCCUUUAAAGAGAAAUCCUGGAAAAAGAAUAGGGAGAGUGACUUUCUGUUGUUAAGGCGUGGCCAUUUAGACCCACAGCAGGAAUCCUUAAAUUUGAUCACUCUUUCCUGGAGUAAGAAAAACCAGUCUGGAAUUUGUUGAAAGUUGUGUUAAUUCUUCUGUUUGCUUAUAGUUGAAUAAAAAUAAAAACCUUGAGUGAACGAA
Messenger RNA from Carlito syrichta (Philippine tarsier), 1434 nucleotides. It is a transcript of the gene PEBP1, whose product is annotated as phosphatidylethanolamine binding protein 1. The record is from RefSeq and is a predicted model, not a curated record. Gene Ontology annotation, biological process: negative regulation of MAPK cascade. Lineage: Eukaryota; Metazoa; Chordata; Mammalia; Primates; Tarsiidae. The coding region runs from base 137 to 700 and encodes 187 amino acids. The transcript has 4 exons.